AUGUCUAAACAAAGACCUGGAGGCUGUGGAGCAUACGUCCCUGAAGAUGAAAAAGACACAGCCGUGCUGGAUGAGGACCCAGAUGGGGAAGAUUCAGCUCAGGAAGGAGAGGAACCAGCUGCAAAGUUGUUCCUAUGUCAGGACAAAGACUUCCUUCUGAAGGACAAAGCAGGAUCCACCAGCUUCCAUGACUCCCCAAAUGCAGACUUUUCUGGCCAAGAGUUAGACAGUGAUUCCCAUGUGAGUGAGUCCAGUGACCGCAUGUCUGACUUUGAGAGCUCUUCGCUUAAGAAUGAGGAUGACGUCCUCCUCUCAAAAGACUCUUCAUUUCCCCUGUCUUUGACUUCCACAUCGGCUCUUAUAAACUCCGCCAGUUCUGCUCCAGUCACUGGAGAUGAAGCCACUUUGGCCACAACAGGGUCCGUGGCUGACAGCCUAGAAAAGAUGAAGGCUAUUUACACCUCUUUUUUGACCAACUCGUACUGGUCUUCUCUGAGCCUGAGCCAGCCCCCUGCAGAAAAACCCCCACGCAGUCACAGCAGCAACAGCAGUAGCAGCAGCAGUAGCAGUUGUGGAAGUGGUAGCUAUGACUGGCACCAGACUGCAAUUGCCAAAACCCUUCAGCAGGCUUCGCAAAACCACCACCAUCAUCCCAACAGAUUGGGACUGGUCCAGCACCCCUCAGUACCCGUAUCUUCAGCAUCUACAGAGCCAAACCUUUUCAGUACUGUCCAGCUGUACAGGCAGAGCUCUAAGCUCUACGGCUCUAUCUUCACUGGUGCUAGUAAAUUUCGCUGUAAGGACUGUAGUGCAGCCUAUGACACGUUGGUGGAGCUAACGGUGCACAUGAAUGAGACAGGGCACUACCGGGAUGAUAACCAUGAGACAGAUAGUGAAGGCACAAAACGUUGGUCAAAACCUAGAAAGCGUUCUUUGCUGGAGAUGGAAGGGAAGGAGGAUGCACAAAAAGUGCUGAAGUGCAUGUACUGCGGGCACUCCUUCGAAUCCCUUCAGGACCUCAGUGUUCACAUGAUUAAGACUAAACAUUACCAGAAAGUGCCUCUGAAAGAGCCUGUGACACCAGUGGCAGCAAAGAUAAUAUCCACAGCAAGGAAGAGAGUCCCCAUUGAUCUUGAUGUUCCGAGUUCACCAGACUCUAAUGGAGGGACCACCCCGAAACCACCAUCCCUAAAUGACUCUAAUGACAUACUCCAGAGGGUCACAAACCCUUACAUUACACCCAACAACCGCUACGGGCACCAGAAUGGCGCCAGCUACGCCUGGCAGUUUGAAUCCAGAAAGUCCCAGAUCCUCAAGUGCAUGGAGUGUGGAAGCUCCCACGACACACUUCAGGAGCUUACUGCUCACAUGAUGGUGACAGGACACUUUAUCAAAGUCACCAACACUGCAAUCAAAAAAGGAAAACCCAUUUUGGAGUCAUCCACCUCUGCUCCAACCUCUAUUUCAACAGUAGACGAAAAGAUCCAAUCAGUUCCCCUGGCAGCAACAACAUUCUCUCCCCCUCCUCCUACUCCCAUUCCUUCUGCAACCAGUAUCUCCCCAAACACCAUGGUAGUGGAGAUCAAAAAGGAGGAAAAAGAAGAAGAAUGCACCAAAGAAUCCAUUAUCACCAAUGGGGAUGUUCUUAAUAAAGAGAAGAUGGCAGGGUUUGAUGAGGAGGAAGAGGAAAAGUUUGAUAUAUCCUCAAAAUACUCUUACCUGACUGAGGAAGACCUAGAUGAAAGUCCAAAAGGAGGUCUGGAUAUCCUCAAAUCUUUGGAAAACACCGUGACUUCAGCCAUUAACAAGGCCCAGAAUGGUGCUCCCAGCUGGGGAGGAUAUCCUAGUAUUCAUGCAGCCUAUCAGCUGCCAAAUAUAAUGAAGCUCUCCCUGGGACAUACUGGAAAGAAUUCCCCUCUCAAAUAUAUGUUCCCACCUGGUGAAAUUCUCUCUCCUACCAGCAGGAACCCGAUUUCAAUAUCCUCUCCCAGCCAUCAGACAUCAGUUUUGCCCAAAAACAACUUCCAUGCAAUGGAGGAACUAGUCAAAAAGGUGACAGAGAAAGUUGCUAAAGUAGAGGAAAAGAUGCGAGAGCCGAGUGAUGUUGUGAGAGCAUCCCCAAUGAGACAAGCAACACCCUCACCAUGCAAUAGUGAGACAGGGGAUGCCGUCCAAGAAAAAAACCCAAAGGAAAACAGACCAGAAGUCUGUAAAACCCUCGAAAAUGCGAAGGGAGGAGACAAAGCAGUGGGUAACUGCACCCAUUAUGCAGAAUCUAAUGGAAACUCUUACUUAAAGGAUCCGGUGGAGAAUGGUGUGGGGUCAUCAGCAGUGACUUCACCACCGCCUACUUCUUUAACAUGCAGCACUGCCAUAAUCACAGAUCAUCCUCCUCCAGAGCAGCCAUUUGUCAACCCUCUGAGUGCACUUCAGUCAGUGAUGAAUGUUCACCUAGGGAAGGCCGCAAAGCCUGCUUUACCUUCCCUGGACCCAAUGAGCAUGUUAUUUAAAAUGAGCAACAGUCUGGCAGAGAAAGCAGCAGUGGCGACCUCUAACCCACCAGCACAGACCAAAAAACUAAGCAAUGACCACUUAGAUCAUUACUUCUACCAACAGCAUCUAAACAAUGACCAGCCCAUGGACCUCACUAAAGGCAAGAAUACAGACAAAAACUGCAGCAGCAACUCCUCAUCUGCUUCAACACUAUCCUUGCUUACUCCAACCUCCACCAUGACAAUGACCAAAGCCUCUUCUGCAGUAGCUUCUUUCAUGUCCACAUCCCCGCUGAGGGAAAAUGCCUUGUCAGAUAUCUCUGACAUGCUUAAGAACCUUACAGAAAGCCAGUCCCUGUCUAAGUCAUCCACACCCACUAGCCAUUCUGAGCGCUCCGAUAUCGAUGGUAUCACACAGGAGGAGACAGAAGAAGUUUCACCAGCCCAGAAACGAAAGGGCCGACAGUCAAACUGGAACCCUCAGCAUCUCCUGAUCCUGCAAGCACAGUUUGCCUCAAGCCUGAGACAAACUAACGAUGGCAAGUACAUUAUGUCUGACCUGAGCCCACAGGAGAGAAUGCAUAUAUCUCGAUUCACUGGUCUCUCUAUGACAACCAUAUCCCACUGGUUGGCCAACGUCAAGUACCAGUUAAGAAGAACUGGUGGCACCAAGUUCUUAAAAAACCUGGACUCGGGCCAUCCUGUCUUCUUCUGUAGUGACUGUGCCUCCCAGAUCCGCUCACCAUCCACCUACGUCAGCCACUUGGAAUCUCACUUAGGUUUUCGCCUUCGAGACUUGGCUAAACUUUCUGGGGAGCAGCUCCUGAGCCAGAUAUCACAGCGGCAUCACCAACAACAACGGCACACCAAAGGACUUUCUGAGAAGUUGUUGUCUAACCUCCACCAAUCUAGCUACCCUUUACCUUCCACUCUCCCUACAGCCACACCUUCUUCAUUACCUGUACCUUCCUCCCUUUCUACCUCCCUGCCCUCCACUAAGUCUCCAUCACCUUCAACAGAGGAGGAUAAUGAUGAUGGUGGGGCCACUUACCAGUCCAAGCUCUGUAACCGGACAUUUGUGAGCAAGCAUGCGGUUAAACUUCAUCUGAGCAAGACUCAUGGGAAAUCGCCUGAGGACCAUCUCAUGUACAUGUGUGAGCUGGACAAACUGUAGCACUGGUUGAAUAUGACCAUGAUAUGCUCUUAUCUUCACAGCUCACAUUUGUCUCUCGAUCUUUAACCUUUUGCAAAUGUGAUAGAACCGCACAAAGAUGCCAUACUUCUACUGCUUUCUUGGGCACAUGGACUCUCUAUUUUUUUUUCUUUUGUAGCAUUGUGUUUUUCCAUCCUCUGGCCUAAACCCUUUGGAUGAUGUGAUCCCCUAGGAUAGGACUAGUAAUUGAAUUUUUGGUGGCGUGGGAGGAGUUGAAACACAACAAAGUGUUCCAAAGGUUCAACCAAGAAAAAAAAAGAUUUUCAUAAUAUGUAUUUUGUGUACAUUGAAAGAUAAUGUUUUGUUUUCUUCUGGCAGCCUUUGGGUGUAAUGAGCUGCAUGCAGAAAUGAAGGGACUCAGUUUGAACAUUUUUAUAACUUAAUCUGGUGCACUUUUCAUGCUUUUUUUGUUCCUGUCUACAGUUUAAACUUGUGUGCUCCUUUUGUCAUUUGUA
Molecule: messenger RNA, 4160 nt
Organism: Cynoglossus semilaevis (tongue sole)
Lineage: Eukaryota; Metazoa; Chordata; Actinopteri; Pleuronectiformes; Cynoglossidae
Gene: tshz3b
Product: teashirt zinc finger homeobox 3b
Exons: 2
Coding region: 1-3666 (1221 amino acids)
Biological process (GO): regulation of transcription by RNA polymerase II
Cellular component (GO): nucleus
Molecular function (GO): DNA-binding transcription factor activity, RNA polymerase II-specific; DNA binding
Source: RefSeq, a predicted model, not a curated record